This is a messenger RNA of Hemicordylus capensis (graceful crag lizard), 9647 nucleotides long. It is a transcript of the gene SRGAP2, whose product is annotated as SLIT-ROBO Rho GTPase activating protein 2. Gene Ontology annotation, molecular function: protein binding. Gene Ontology annotation, cellular component: cytoplasm. NCBI's taxonomy places the organism in Eukaryota, Metazoa, Chordata, Lepidosauria, Squamata, Cordylidae. The record is from RefSeq and is a predicted model, not a curated record. The transcript is spliced from 24 exons. Gene Ontology annotation, biological process: negative regulation of cell migration; signal transduction. The coding region runs from base 699 to 4022 and encodes 1107 amino acids.
GUCAAAUCGGCUGUUAUUCUUCAGACCUUCAGCUUCCGAUUGGUGUUCCUUAGCGGAGUGGGUGGAGGUACUGGAAUCGGGUUGCGCAGGGAACGCACGGCGGGAGUCGGAGCAGCCUGAAGAACGCGGCUUAUGGGGACAGGGGCUCCGUCUGUGCAGCAGUGCAGGCAGCUGAACUGAAGAAAGUGACUGUGGAGUUUUCAUCUCUUCUACCAUUUGGGAUUUAAUUUGCAUCGUCUCUGAGUCUUUUUUUUUUUUUUAAAGAAAGCAUCAAGUCAAACCCACACACAACAUGUUGUUGCGCACAAGGACUUCCACUCCCUGGCUGCGUUAUUAAUGUUAGCAAUCAGGAAAAGCCUUUGGGGGCUGCAGAUUCUCUCUAGUCUGAUGCUGCUGCUACUGCCACUGCUGCUGAGGGUUUUGGUGCAGGGAAUCCAAACUGCUGCCUUUUCUGUCCACUGAGCUCUUCACAUCUGCAUGUCUCGGCUGCUCGCUCUCUCUUAUAUACACACACACACACACACACACACACACACCCCACAUCUCACAUCCUCUCUCCAUGGACUGAUUGCUGUUGAGAGAAGACGAGCCUGACCCAAGUGAUUUCUUUUGAGAAGAACACAGUUUGCAUUUAUUUGUCGUAUUCUGGUGGAUCUAUUCUGAGGAUAAUCUUUUUUGGGGUGGGUGGGGAAGAAAACAUGACGUCGCCAGCUAAAUUCAAAAAGGAUAAGGAGAUCAUAACUGAAUAUGACACCCAAGUCAAAGAGAUUCGGGCCCAGCUUAUUGAACAACUGAAAUGUCUUGAUCAGCAAUGCGAACUUAGAGUCCAGCUGCUGCAGGACCUGCAAGAUUUUUUCCGCAAAAAGGCUGAGAUUGAGAUGGAUUACUCCAGGAACUUGGAGAAGCUGGCUGAACGAUUUCUGGCGAAAACAAGGAGCACCAAAGAUCAGCAGUUCAAGAAGGACCAGAAUGUUCUUUCACCAGUCAAUUGCUGGAAUCUCCUCUUAAACCAGGUGAAGCGGGAGAGCAGGGACCAUACCACCUUGAGUGACAUCUACCUGAACAACAUCAUUCCUCGGUUUGUCCAAGUCAGUGAAGACUCUGGACGACUUUUCAAGAAGAGCAAAGAAGUUGGGCAGCAGCUCCAGGAAGACUUGAUGAAGGUCCUGAAUGAACUCUACACGGUAAUGAAGACCUACCACAUGUAUAAUGCUGACAGCAUCAGUGCUCAAAGCAAGCUGAAGGAGGCGGAAAAGCAGGAGGAAAAGCAGAUUGGCAAGUCUGUGAAGCAAGAGGACAAGCAAACCCCACGCUCCCCUGAUUCAGCCUCCAGUGUAAAGUUUGAAGAAAAACAUGUCCGACGAAGCUCAGUCAAGAAGAUUGAAAAAAUGAAAGAGAAGCGCCAAGCAAAAUACACAGAAAAUAAACUAAAGGCUAUUAAGGCACGGAAUGAAUACCUGCUGGCUCUGGAGGCCACGAAUGCGUCUGUGUUCAAGUAUUACAUCCAUGACCUGUCUGAUCUCAUUGAUCAGUGCUGUGAUCUAGGAUAUCAUGCCAGCCUUGGUAGGGCACUCAGAACGUUCCUGUCAGCAGAGCUGAACCUAGAACAGUCAAAGCAUGAAGGCCUGGAUGCCAUUGAGAAUGCUGUGGAGAAUUUGGAUGCCAAUAGUGACAAGCAGCGCCUUAUGGAGAUGUGCAACAGUGUCUUCUGCCCACCCAUGAAGUUUGAAUUUCAGCCGCACAUGGGUGACAUGGUGUCCCAGCUUUGUGCCCAGCAGCCGGUGCAGAGCGAGUUAGUGCAGAGAUGUCAGCAGCUGCAGUCUAGGCUAUCCACACUGAAGAUUGAAAAUGAAGAGGUUAAGAAAACUAUGGAAGCCACGUUACAGACUAUCCAGGAUAUAGUCACCAUUGAAGAUUUUGAUGUGUCUGACUGUUUUCAGUAUAGCAACUCCAUGGAGUCUGUAAAAUCGACUGUCUCUGAAACCUUCAUGAGCAAGCCAAGCAUCGCCAAGAGGAGGGCCAAUCAGCAGGAAACGGAACAGUUCUACUUCACAAAGUUGAAGGAGUAUCUGGAAGGGAGAAACCUCAUCACCAAGCUUCAGGCCAAGCAUGACCUCCUUCAGAAGACUCUGGGAGAAAGUCAAAGGACUGACUGCUCUCUUGCCAGAACAGAAAAGGUUGCAUCAGAAGCAAAAGCCAGAACCAAUCCAAAGACUAUUAGAGCUCAUUUGAAGCUUCAUUCAAGGGUGAAGAGGGUGCUCCCACAGAACAGCAGGCGCAGCUCGACUAUAAGGAAGCAGGAUUCCAGUCAAGCUAUUCCUCUGGUGGUAGAGAGCUGCGUACGAUUCAUUAGCCGACAUGGGCUGCAGCAUGAAGGGAUCUUCAGGGUGUCAGGAUCUCAGGUUGAAGUGAAUGAUAUUAAAAAUGCAUUUGAGAGAGGGGAGGAUCCACUGGCCGGAGACCAAAAUGAUCAUGAUAUGGACUCAAUAGCAGGAGUUCUAAAGCUGUAUUUUCGAGGGCUAGAACAUCCCCUCUUCCCCAAGGAAAUCUUCCAUGACCUGAUUGCCUGUGUUACCAUGGACAAUCUGCAAGAGAGAGCUCUGCACAUCCGGAAAGUCCUCCUGACCUUGCCUAAAACCACUUUGAUCAUAAUGAGAUACCUCUUUGCAUUCCUUAAUCAUUUAUCUCAAUUCAGUGAAGAGAACAUGAUGGACCCUUACAACUUAGCCAUCUGCUUCGGACCCACGCUGAUGUCAGUGCCUGAAGGCCACGAUCAGGUCUCCUGCCAAGCUCACGUCAAUGAGCUGAUCAAAACUAUAAUCAUACAGCACGAGAAUGUCUUCCCAGGACCCAGGGAACUGGAGGGCCCUGUGUAUACCAGGGGUGGAAGCACUGAGGAUUACUGUGAAAGCCCGCAUGGGGAGUCAACUUCCACAGAAGAUACUGCUCAGGAUAUGACCACAGAACACCAUACAAGUGAUGAUGAAUGUGAACCCAUCGAAGCAAUAGCCAAAUUUGACUACAGUGGCCGAACAGCACGUGAACUAUCCUUUAAAAAGGGGGCUUCUCUCCUGCUUUAUCACCGGGCCUCUGAUGACUGGUGGGAGGGCCGUCAUAACGGAAUUGAUGGUCUGAUCCCCCAUCAAUACAUCGUUGUUCAGGACACUGAGGAUGGCAUAUCUGAAAGAUCAAGCCCAAAAUCUGAAAUAGAAAUAAAUUCUGAGCCACCUGAAGAAAAGGUAACAGCUAGAACCAGUUCCAACUGCCCAACUGGGAGCCAUGUUGCAGACAUUUAUCUUGCAAAUAUCAAUAAGCAAAGGAAAAGACCCGAGUCUGGCAGCAUACGAAGAGCUUACCGUCAGAGUGACAGCCAUGGGCUGCCCAGCUCACUGGGAGAACCAGUCCCACCAGGAGCUGUGGCCAGUUCCCGUCCCUCCUCACAACCUAUUAUGAGCCAAAGUCUGCCGAAGGAGGUGCCAGAUGCAUGCUCCAUCAGUGGCCACGGCAGUCUCAAUUCUCUCAGCCGGCAUGCAUCUUUGAAGAACAGGAUAGAUAGUCCCCACAUUCGGAAAAAUGUGGCUGCAGGAAGGUCAAAGAGCUUUAAUAACCACCGACCCAUGGAUCCUGAAGUCAUUGCACAGGAUAUUGAAGCUACUAUGAAUUCUGCUCUAAAUGAACUACGGGAGCUUGAAAGGCAAAGCAAUGUGAAACACACGCCAGACGUUGUCCUCGACACCCUGGAGCCACUGAAAACCUCCCCUGUUGUGGCACCAACAUCGGAGCCUUCUAGCCCUUUGCAUACUCAGAUCCUCAAGGACUCUGAACCAGGUUUCCAGCGAAGUGCCAGCACUGCAAGUGACAUCCCCUGCACCUUCAGACCAGCAAAAUCUGUCAAAAUGGCUGCUCAAAUCAAACCUCCAGCAACCAGGCCAAAGCCUGCAGUUUUCCCCAAAACAAAUACCACAAGCCCUGCGGUUGGCUCUGCAUCUCAACAGUCUACUGACAAGUCUUGUACUGUCUGAACUUGAAACCCUGCUGUGAAUAUAUCUUUUUGUUUCAGAUGAGGGGACCCUGUUAAGGAGACAUUAAGCAUUCUAUUUAAUUAGUAUCAAACAUCUGCUGAAGGUUAGUUUGUAAGUUGCUAUUGCCAGGGAUAUCCCCCAGCUAAUGAAUCCUCACUUUGCACCCAUCAUCUGUGACAUUAGGGCAUCAGAACUCUGUGUAGCCUUAAGACAUAGAAAGUCUCAGAGCACUGUGAGAGAUCCAGUGAUAAAAAGGCAGAACUGAUUAGCCAGUUCCUAAUAAAUAGACAAUAUCUUUUUUCAAGCGUCUGGUUACUCAGAUAAGUCUUUGGUGUCCAUGUGUUUUGGAGGCUGGUAGAAAGGACUUCUGUGCUUCCAUCACUACAGGGAAACAAUACAAUAUUGUUCAUUCGUGGUUGCUUUUGGUGGACUUGGGCAUUUCUGGAGCUUAUUCCUGUCCAUUAUUACAGUGCCCAGUGGUGCCAGAAGGUCUGUGGAGUUUCCAAUACAGCUUGCCUCUUUUCAGGGGUACAUAUUCUCAGAAACAAGGAGUUUUCUGUCCUAGGCUAAAAUGAUCAUAAAUUUUCAUGAAGAGUGCCACAUUAGUAUAGUCUUGUUUAGCUGAGGCACUCAUAAUAUGCGCACAUAGGGGUAUGUUCAUUUAAAGUUAAACUUACUGUAUGGAGAAAUGAGUAUGAAUUUGCAUGGUAAAACAACUCCCCUAUACUACUUGUAUCUUUGCUUGGUGCUUCCAGAAUUAAAAGCAGCCUUAAUGCUUCAAAAUGAGAUUUUAGAACCAUAUCUCUAGAACAGCCUCUUUGCUCUUUCAUGGAGACUCAAGAGAAAAAAAUGAAAAAAUGUGUUAAAUUUUGAAAACCAGCUACUUUUCUCUCUCCUUCUCCAGAGUGGCAUUUCCAAAUGUGUACAUUUACCAUGUCCUUUGUAAUACAAGAUGGAUUCAGACCAACCCCUCCAGGACUGAACAAUCCUAAACUCUAGAUCUGAUAGUCUCAGCAACUUGGUCCUGUCUUUCACUUCUUUUUUAAACCCCACCCCACCGCCCUUUUGGUUCAUUCUGCUGAGAGCUUGUGGUAUGGUGGCAUAAGGCAAAUAAAAUAAAAGUUGCUGUGGAACAUAGAGAUAAUCUGGAAUGCAGCACAUUUCUGUGAUAGAUCACUAUGUCACCAAGUGCUUUGCAGACAGUCAAAUGAACUGUCUUGGUAUCUGGUAUUUACAUGAUGGAUUAUAUUUGGUCCAGGUUGCAACAGACUAUAGGGGCUCAUCUUUGUGCUAAAUGGGAAUUUAUUUUUCAGGAUGUUAACCACGUUAGAAAAAAAGAAGAAAAGAAGACUAUAGGGGCUCAUCUUUGUGCUAAAUGGGAAUUUAUUUUUCAGGAUGGUUAUUUGGUCCAGGUUGCAACAGACUAUAGGGGCUCAUCUUUGUGCUAAAUGGGAGUUUAUUUUUCAGGAUGGUAACCAUGUUAAAAAGAAAAGAAGAAACGCACACUUCAAAAGCAACUGGGAGUUCUUCUGACUUCUCUAUCACCUUCCACCAAAAGGACUCUGAAUUAAAAUGGAUUCUGACACGAUCACACUUCUUUGAUUGUCAACUGAGGACAAGAUAAGGGACUGAAAUGUGUUUUCUUUCAUAUUGUAGGUCUGAGCUGCAAUCUGUUUUUUCUUGUGGUUUUAUGAAUGAAAUAGUUAGUAACUGAUAUUUUAAUAGAAACAAGAUACUUAUCUUUGGGGAACAAAGUGACAGUAGUCAUUUCACAUUACUCUAAGGUUGUUACAUGAAAAUACUUCUUUUAAUCUCCCUACAAGGGGCGGGGUGGGGGAGGUGUUGUUUCUAAUGCUAUCUAAGGAAGACUUGACAAUCUCACAAACUGUGGUAGAAAAGAAACCAUGUGAAAGGUUUUUGGGGAACAGUAAAACAAACGUUUACUAGCUGUUGCCUUUUCAACACACUGACUGGGUGUGGGUGUGUGUAAGUGUAAGCUCUAUGUGGAUCUUGACUGGCUCAAGUGAAAGGGAAUGAGACCUGAUACUGCAACCCAAUCAUUAGCUCUCAGGAUGGGACAGACUCCUAAUCCAGGAAUCUAAUUAUUUGUGGGUUCUUUUUAAUUGGUGUUUAACUCAGGCAAAGCUACUGGAUUUUUUUAAUUAUUUUUUUAGUUUUGUAAGAUCAUGUUAGUGUUGCCAGCUCCUAGGCCAGAUGAGGGCUUUUGUGCCUGUAGUAGCCACAUUGGCAGGUGGGCAGAUCAAACCCUUUCUCCUGUUCCUGAAGCACUGUGACAGGCAGAACCAUAUACCUGUUGAAUUUAUGCACUAAAGGCACAGGAAGCACCCUAAAACGUGAGGCAUUGGUGGCCCUGGUGUUACUUCACUACAUGAGAUGUGAAGGAGGAGCAAAACAGAAAUUCUUUAUGGAACAGUUAUUGAGCACAUGCUAGGAAUGCCUUAUUUUAUCUGUCUGUAUCAUGUCUUGUACCAGUGAAGAACAAUCCAGCCACUCAAAGCACCUUGGAACAAAAUAUUUUUUUCAUGUAUUCAAAGUGUUUUGAUAUGUGGGUGAAAACUGGUGGGCUUUUGUUUUUUUUCCAAUGGCUUGAGAUUUUAUGACCAGUUUUAUUCAACUUUGCUUUUCCUUGCUGACCUCAACAUUGGAAAGAACCUACUGAAUAAGGACUUUGAAAUCAGAGAAUAUAUACAACAUAUCAUGUACCAACCAACUGGAAUUGAAAUGUACACCAUGUGAUCUGUAUUGCAAAUAUACAUAUGAAAAGCACAUUUCUUUCAUAGGCAAACUCCAAGCAAUUUAUCUUGGAAAUAAACUAGGCAAGCAAUUUAAGUAUUUUAAGGUUACUUAAGAUUGCUUUUAUUGCAAAGAUGUACAUGUCCUUAGAAAGGGAGGUGUUUUCCACAUUUCUAUGGUGGAUGUAUUAUUGAAGAGAGAUGAGGAUAUCUGUGCGACAAACAUAUAUUGAUGAUAUGUCCAUAAAGUGUCAUGGCUUCCUCCAAAGAAUUCUAGUAAGCCUAGUUUUGCAUGAAACUGGAAAUUCUCUUAGAAAUCCCUACCCACCCACCCAAACCUACAUAUACCAGGAUUCACGGGAAAGCAUUAAGCUUUAUGUAAACGAAUUAAGUUUGUAGUUCAGAUAUGCCCACAUAGUGUGUGUACAACUGGGAGCUUUUGUACAAGUUUGGUAUUCAGAGGGAAUAUUGCAUCUACCCAAGAAAUGCAGCUUGACCUGUCGUGUGUGUCAAGUGAAUAGUAAGCAAAAUGUUGUUGAUAACUGGAAUCUUGUACUCAUUUUUUGUUUUGACAGUGUCUUCAAAAAGAUUGUCACAGAACAAAAUAGAUGGGACAAUCCAGACACUUUCGGGGAGGAAAAAUGGCAUUUUAGCUGAAAGCUUUCUGGAGCUUCUGCACCUGUAACUCAAAUGUAACAUCUCAUUUCUUCUAGCUGACAGUUGAAUAAUAGAUUUAAAGGCCUUUAUGAACCUCUAGGCUUGAUUAACAUGCCAAUACAUUAAAAUAUGACCAACAAUAAAAACCAGGUUUCCUUCAUGUCUCUGCCAACUGAGUAGAGAAGCACUGGAUAUUAAAUGACAUUGUGACUAUGAAGGAAACAAUCCUGUACAUAUUUAAAAUAUUGGGGGUGGGGGUUGGUGGGGGAGGGGACACCUCAUUCUGUUACUAUUAUUUUUAAAAGAUUCUGUUCAGAUAGCAUCCUUGACAAGAAGCAGAAAUGCCAAAGGAAAGCAGCAGGAAGUGGGAGCUCUCCCCACUUUUGGCUCUUGCUAAACCAUAGCAAUAGCUUUGAGAGUCCUUGCUCCAUUGCCUGAUUCCUCCCACUGCUGCUGCCCAAAAGGUUAAGUCCUGCAAAGAUUUGUAUGUCUGCAUAACAGUACCUAAUGUCAUAUGUGAAACUUUGUGCUACUUUCACUUUAUAUAGAGCACUAUUCUUUUGAGACUAUCCCAGUUGAAUCUUAACUAUCUGGUCCCUGGUUGGCAACUAUUGUCACCUACAAACCAAAAUGAAUGUGGGGGUAGAAAGCCAAGCCCCCACUCACAAGUGCCACUGCUCUUUUUGGUCUUUCACCCUGAUUCAAGGUAGCACUUGAGCAUAAUGCAUGCAGCUAGUUCUUUUGAAGUCUAGUUUGAGCUCAUUUGGUUCUCCAAGUCAGAGCCCAAAAGUUAGGGCUAAACUAGCAGAAUGACUGCAAAGCUAUAAUGAAAGUUAUGUCUAAGAAACAAGAAAGAACCUAGCUGUGCUUUGCUUGUGAGUCUGUCCACUUCCGCAAAGUCACAUACUAGAAUGAUUUACUCAUAAUAUGAUCUCUACUCAUAAUACGAUCUCUUACUAGAUAUUCUUAAGCUGCAAAGGUUUUUCACAAUAACAUAUUUUUAAAACAAACAUUUGGAUGUGAAUGUGGCUCUGAAUAUCUCUAGUAUUUAGGCAGGGGAAAAAUAAAACAUUGUAUUAAUAAUGACAAUUCUACCUUGCUUUAUAGCUUUGCAGAUAAAAUCCCAGAUAUGCCUCCCUAUCUCAGAUAAUUAGAUGUGAGGCUGGGACCGCACAAAGCUUGGUGAAAGCCCUUCUUGCCUGUCUGCUGUAUAUCGCACAAAUGAACAAUUAUGCACGUGCAGUAGCUGCUUUUCAAAGGUUUUAACAAUUCUUCCUGUUCACAUGUUUAAAUGCAAAAGAGGAAAAAAAGAUACUUCCAUCUCAGCUGAUCUUGAAAGCAGAGGGCAGUGGGGGAGACCAUUUUAGGGUUUUUGCAAGUUUUGGAUUUCCACAGCAUUUUUUAAGCAAAUAGAAGUAGGCAUAUUUUUAUCCUUCGGGCCAGAUUCCCAUACGAGUGUAAUGCUUAAUUUGAUGGAACUUGGACCUUCAAUUAUAAUGGCACUAUAAAAAUGUUUAAGAGGACUUAUUGGUGUUUCUCUCUCUGGAGGUAAAAGGCUGUAAUCUGCCUAAACAGAGCUUCAUGGGGUGGAUUGUGUGGGUGCCGAACUGCUAGAGCAAUAUUCAAAGUAUGAACAGGUGACAUUUUAAAAAGUCCAUAAUCCAUGUAGCCAGGACACAGCAAGUGCUGAAGCAUAAUUUGAAAAGAAAUGACAGCAGUGUCUUUAUUCUACUGUAUGUAUUGGUUCAAUUGCACAGUCUAGGUAUUCUCACUUUUUGUGUUUAAAAUCAAAUCCUGCAAAUUCAGGUUUGGGUUUAUUCAGUGCAUUAGAUUAUUUUAGGGUUGUUUUUUUUAAUUAGCAGCCGUUGUUUUAAUGGGUUUGGAAUGAAAUGUUUAAAAUUGUUUUAAAAGCAAUUUUCCAUUGUUUUGUAUCUUCUACACCAAUCUAUAUAUAUGGUGUAUAUAUUUUCCUUUCAAAGCAAAAAAAAAACACGACUCUGUAAAAUUGUACUUAGUAGUAUAUACAAUGUACAAUAUUGGAGGUACAUCUUUUUUCCUUUUGGGGGGGAUACAGUAUUGUACAGUAUUAGAGGAGUAAGUGUGUUGGAAUUGUUAAAUCUGUACUGAGGGAAAACAAAUAUAUCUGUUGUCAUUAGCAAUAGUUUUGGAGAAAUAAAUGUUUGGGUAUGGUGGAAGUGCUGACCUAUGGACAAAA